Messenger RNA from Closterium sp. NIES-67, 2645 nucleotides. Lineage: Eukaryota; Viridiplantae; Streptophyta; Zygnematophyceae; Desmidiales; Closteriaceae. The record is from the annotation of a GenBank genome assembly.
CUCCACUUCCUCCCUCUUCUCUCUUCUGAAAACCCCCUUCCAGAAACCCUAGCUUCACCGAGGAACAUCAUCCUGCCUGGGCUAUGCCUGCCCCUGCAGGUUGCUUCUGUUGCCUCAUAUGAGUCUCUGAGUCUCCUCUUCCGUUCCCCUCGGGGGCUUUAACUAGAAAACCACAAAAAAAUAUAGAAAACCAGGAAAAUUAGGCCAGAAACGCGAGUACCAGUAGCCGUUUUUGGUUGCCGAUCCUAGAUCGGUAGUUAGGGCUUUCUAAUCCCCAGCCCUAGUUAAGUACCGUCGUUGUACUGUCUUCGUUCCAUCGUCGUACCGGUACAGUGCAGACCAGCCUUAACCAGUCUCAUUCGAGCUAGCCUCCGAGCUAGCCUCUCAAGUCUCUCUCCAAGCUUUAUCCUCUUCAACUCGUACUCUCUCUCUCUCUCGAGAAGCCAUGGCUACCGCGGGGGCCGCAGCGCCGUCGGCGUCGCUGUACGUGGGCGAUCUGGACAAGGAGGUUACAGAGGCGCAGCUCUACGAGCUCUUCAGCCAGGUCGGCCCGGUCGCAUCCAUCCGCGUUUGCCGCGACGCCGUCACGCGCCGAUCCCUGGGCUACGCCUACGUCAACUACAACAGCGCCGUCGACGCCGAGCGCGCGAUGGAGGCGCUGAACUACCGCGAGGUGAACGGGCGGCCCAUCCGCAUCAUGUGGUCCCACCGCGACCCCAGCCACCGCCGCAGCGGCGUGGGGAACAUCUUCAUCAAGAACCUGGACGAGUCGAUCGACCACAAGGCCCUCCAUGACACGUUCAGCGCGUUCGGCCCCAUCUGGUCGUGCAAGAUCGCCGUGACGCCCGACGGCAAGAGCAAGGGCUACGGCUUCGUGCACUUCGAGACGGAGGAGGCGGCGAACCUGGCGAUCGAGAAGGUCAACGGCAUGCUGCUGGAAGGCAAGAAAGUCUUCGUGGGCAAGUUCCUCAAGAGGGGCGAGCGCGACUCGGACGGGCAGCAGGCGCGGUUCACGAACGUGUUUGUGCGCAACCUGGACCCCGAGGUCACCGAGGAGCAGCUCGCUGCUAAGUUCGGGGAGAUCGGGCCAAUCACCAACGCUGUGGUGAUGCGCGAUGAUGCCGGCGCGUCCAAGGGCUUUGGAUUCGUGAAUUUCCAGGACCCCGCGAGUGCCCAGGAGGCGGUUGAGAAGCUCAACAAUGCCCAGUUUGGCUCCAAGGCCAUCCUGGUGGCGCGCGCGCAGAAGAAGUCAGAGCGAGAGCAGAUGCUGCGAAGCCAGUAUGAGGAGAAGAAGAUGGAGCGCCUGCAGCGCUUCCAGACCACCAACCUGUACGUGAAGAACCUCGAGGAGGCGGUGGAUGACGAGCGCCUGAGGGCGGAGUUUGCCGGGUUUGGCGCGAUCACGUCGGCCAAGGUGAUGCGCGACGACAAGGGCACCAGCCGCGGGUUCGGCUUUGUGUGCUUCGCCAACACUGACGAGGCCAGCCGCGCCAUCAUGGAGGCCAAUGGCCGUCUGGUGAACGGGCGUCCCCUGUACGUGGCGCUAGCCCAGCGCAAGGAGGUGCGCCAGGCGCAGCUGCAGCAGCAGUUCGCGCUCAGGGGCGCCCUUCCCCCCGGCGUGGCGCUCCCCCCAGGGGCAACCCUCCCCCCGGGCGCUGUCCUCCCCCCCAACGCCGCCGCAGCAGCAGCAGCCGCCGCCGCUGCCGCUGCUGCUGGGGGGCCGAUCCCUGGGGUUGCUGGGGCCCCUGGGGGUAUGCCCCCUGGUGCCCCCAUGUUCCCCCCUGGUGCGCCGAUCUUCUAUGCUGCGCCCCCCCCUGGGGUGCUGGCGGGGGGAGCGGGCGCGCAGGGGCAGGCGCAGAGGCAGGGGCAGGGGGUGGUGUAUCCGCAGAUGAUGGGGCGGGGCGCGUGGCGGGGGCCCAUGCCGAGGGGAGGCUUCCAGCCCAUGCCGAAUUACAAUGCGUCCAUUGGUCCUCGCCAGCGCCAGGGCCGGGGCCGACCCCAGCAGGGACAGCAGCCUCAGCAGAUGCUGCCCAUGGGAGCCGUGCCAGUCCCCGUGGUGCCCGUCCCCAUGGCGCCGGGUGUGGUGCCUCCCGCUGCGCCCAUGCCCCUGCCGUCCGAUCCGCUCAAUCCGACGGCCCUGGCUGCAGCUCCUCCGGCGCAGCAGAAGCAGAUGCUGGGAGAGCGCCUCUUCCCGCUCAUUCAACAGCACCAGCCCGAGCUGGCGGGUAAGAUCACGGGCAUGCUGCUGGAGAUGGACAACAGUGAGCUGCUGCUUCUGUUGGAAUCACCUGACGCCCUCCUGGCCAAGGUGGAGGAAGCGCUCAUGGUGCUCAGGCAGCACUCGGGGGAGGGCGCACCUGCUGCUGAUGGCGCUGCUGCUUAGGUGGCUUGCUGCUGCUGAUGGGGCUGCUGCAUGGGUGAAGCUCUCAACACCUCGUGGUGCUCAGGUAGCACUAGGGGGAGGGCACACCUGCUGCCGAAGGGGCUGCUGCCUAGAUAGGGAAGCUACUAGGAGUCAGGCUCUAUGUCGAUGUGUGCCGGAUGCUGCGGCUGGUUGUGUUAGGUACAUUUGUUUAGGUGCUACUUGGGCCUCCAGUUUAGAAAUACUUAACUUCAACUCAAGUGACAUUUUCUCAGUGAACACU